Molecule: messenger RNA, 1411 nt
Organism: Rhizophagus irregularis DAOM 181602=DAOM 197198
Lineage: Eukaryota; Fungi; Glomeromycota; Glomeromycetes; Glomerales; Glomeraceae
Source: RefSeq, a predicted model, not a curated record
AUUGUUUCUAGUUCAUACCGCAAAAAAAAAAAUUAAAAGUAUAAUUAUAAUGCGGAAAAAUAUAACGUUAAUACUUAUUUUCAUUAUUGCAACCUUCAGCAAUUUCACUUUUGCUACGGCGCCUUUAAAAUGUAGAGGAAAUAAAUUGUUUGAUGCUUUUCGGGGUGAAAAAAGUUUUACUGCUAAAAUAACUUCAAGUAACUCAACUUUGGAAGAAAGGGCUAUUUGUCCAGCAGGAACUUUUGGAUGUUCAGGGACCGAUAAAUGUUGCGAAACAAUAUGUGCUUCUACUUGUGGUAGCAGUCUUUGUUGUUCACCAAACACAUAUUGUUGUAAAAACACAAUUGGUUGUUGUCCACUGGGCACUACUUGUUGUGGAAUUUUUUGUUGUGAGUUAGGCCAAGUUUGUCAACAAAAUCGUUGUGUGGAGGCAUUCAUACCGACAUCAAAACCAUCAACAACAAAACCGCCAAUACCAAAACCAACACUAGUAUCAGAUGACUGUUCUGGAUUGACUGAAAAAUCUAAGACUUCGACUUAUCGAAACAAGACCGCAAAAGCCGAUGGCAAUACCUUUGUUUAUAUACUUGAUCCCAUAACAGGGAAAAUGAAGACAGAUUUAUUAGAAAAUAUCAGAACACCAGCUAGUAAACCCGGUGUAUAUAUUGUUAGCAAUGACUUAGAAGCUGACCAUGUUUUUGAAGCACAAAUUCUCCCAAAUUACCUUAAAACCUUGGGACAAGUUGGUCAAACAAUAUGCAAAUAUAUAUUUGACAAUCCAAGUGUUCUUGAGGAACUUAAAGGUAUCAUUAAUGAUGAAAUCAACAUGCGAUUUCUUUCUAAAGAAGUUAACAACGGCAAAGGAAGUAUAUUUUCUGGUCAAAACUCAAAAUUGCGCGAUGCGGUAAGAGAAUAUCUAACGAUGGAUGAUGCCUUUGAAGCAUAUUCCAAGACUCGUGACAAAGUAACUGAUUUUUUGCGUAAGACUGCAAAUGAAGCACUUAAGGUCAGGAUUAAAGUGCGUAGGAAUGCAAAUGAAGUGCAUAUGGUCACAAAUGAAGCACGUGCUACAAAUGAAGCAAAUGACAUUAUAAAUUCUUUUGAAAAUUAUUCACGCUCUUUAUAUGAAGACUUGACGAAUAGGAAAUUGCCUCCAAACAAAUCUCUUAACAACUCCUCUACCUUAUCAUUAUCGUACCUUCCUGUGAUAUUGUCCAUGACUUUAAGUCUUAUAUUCUUUAGUUCACAAACAAUACCUAUACUUUUCAAAUAGUAAAUUAUUUUUUUAAAGCAUGUAAAAAAAGAUACUAUACUGUUACACAAAUUUUAAUAUUUAGUUGUUAUUUAAUUUUACAAAUAGGUUUCGAAGUGCUUGACUCAGAGAUCCAUUAUUAUAAAAAAUAAAAAUGCC